CAAGGCCGGUAUAUCUCUCCGGCCUAGGCCCAGACCAGGUUGGUCAUUCAUUCAAUUGUUUGUUCAUCCAUUGAGUCGGAUUGGACGUUCACUCAGCUGCUGCUUCUCGUGUGUGUCCAUCUCCUCCUCUCUCUCUCUCUCACCAUCUCCGCAUGUGCCCUCUACAAGUGCAUCACACAUGGUGUCAAUUCUCCAUUGGGGGAGUGAAGAGGAAGAAGGCGUGAAGGAGGUUGGCUAUGGUGAACGGGUAAAGGAGGCGGAGGAAAGAAAAGGUGUGAGCGUGAUUAGCUAUGGUGGAUCGGUGAAGGGGGUGGAGGAGGUUGGCUAUGGUGGAUGGGUGAAGGAGGCAGAGGAGAGAGAAGAUGUGAGGGUGGUUGACUAUGGUGGAUGGGUGAAGGAGGUGGAGGCGGAAGUAGGUGUGGAGGAGGUUGGCUAUGGUGAGGAGGAGGAAGGCGGUGUGGAGGUGGUAGGCUAUCAUGGAUGGGUGGAGGAAGUGGAGGAGGGAGAAGGUGUGAAGGUGAUUGGCUAUGGUGGAUGGGUGAAGGAGGUGGAGGACGAAGGAGUGGAGGUGGUUGGCUAUGGUGGAUGGGUGAAGGAGGUGGAGGAGGAAGGAGGUGUGGAGAAGGUUGGCUAUGGUGGAUGGGUGAAGGAGGUAGAGGAGGAAGAAGGUGUGAGGGCGGUUGGCUAUGGUGGAUGGGUGGAGGUGGAGGAGGAAGGUGGUGUGGAGGUGGUUGGCUAUGGUGGAUGGGUAAAGGAGGUGGAGGAGGGAGAAGGUGUGAAGAUGAUUGGCUAUGGUGGAUGGGUGAAGGAGGUGGAGGAGAAAGGAGUGGAUGUGGUUGGCUAUGGUGGAUAGGGUGAAGGAGGUGGAGAAGGAAGGCGAUGUGGAGGUGGCUGACUAUGGUUGAUGGGUGAAGUAGGUGGAAGAGGGAGAAGGUGUGAAGGUUGUUUCAUUGUAUGACAUUUUAAAUCCCUUUAAACCCUAUA
Molecule: messenger RNA, 984 nt
Organism: Chara braunii
Lineage: Eukaryota; Viridiplantae; Streptophyta; Charophyceae; Charales; Characeae
Source: the annotation of a GenBank genome assembly